AUGUUCAAUGUAAAUUUUUUAGAGAAUUUAAUUUCGCGAGAAUCUUUGGUCGAACCAACAGUCAACCAUCCACCUACAAAAACAAAAGUGUCAAGAGUUGUACCAACAAAGAAAAAUCUAAAAAUCACGUCCACAGUCUCGACGAAAAAAAAUCUAAAACUCACGUCCACAGUCUCGACGAAAAAAAAUCUAAAACUCACGUCCACAGUCUCGACGAAAAAAAAUCCAAAACUCACUUCCACAGUCUCGACGAAAAAAAAUCUAAAACUCACGUCCACAGUCUCGACGAAAAAAAAUCUAAAAAUCACGUCCACAGUCUCGACGAAAAAAAAUCUAAAAAUCACGUCCACAGUCUCGACGACGAAAAAAAAUCUAAAAAUCACGUCCACAGUCUCGACGAAAAAAAUGGCUCAAAUAACAGGUUCCAUACCCAUUAUAACCUUACCAACCACAGGGACUAUUGGUAGCGUAGGUAUAUCUAAAAGUAAAACCUCGCCGAAUAGAAGUGCAAAAAGCUCUACAGAAACCACCAAACGUUCCGAUAGCAUCCCUACAAGCACCAGCACUAACGGUGCCAUCCCAGCCAUUGAAGAUAAUAAAGGCGUUACGAAUGUCAACGGUAACACAGGAGAUAAAAACGCGAUCACAAGUACCAGCGGUAGUCAAAGUAAUACUUUUUUUACUGCCACCACCAUGAUUAGUGCAACCACGAUUAGUGCCACUACGAACAGUGCCACUACGCUUAGUGCCACUAUGCUUAGUGCCGCCACGACUGAUACCGUCGCAACCGCCUCCACCCCAACUACGAUAUCAACACCAGACAACAGUAAAGAUUCAAGUAAACACUUGCCACCGUGGGUCCUUGCCAUCACACUUGCAAUAUUAUCUUUGACCAUUACUGGAUUGGCGAUAUGCAUUCGCAGGAAAUUUUUAAAGUAUAAUAGACGUAAACCUUUACUUGGCGAGAAUGGCCAAGGUUCCAUGCGAGAAAUCAGAACGAAUGGGAGCAACGGUAGUGAAAUGAUGGAGGACGGAUUUAAUGAAAAUCGAAGUUUGACUAAUGGUACCACCGAAUUUUUGGCUGCUGGUGGUUAUGAACAAGGUAUGCCGUCACACGAUACUACACACGCUCUUGUUGAUCUCACCACCGAAGAUGAUGAUCCAUUUGCCGACGCAUUUGCCGAAGAUACUUCAUUUAAAAAUGCAUCAUCACAUCAGCAUUCAAAUGUCAUGGAAAGAGCCAAAACGAGUGAACUUCCUAAAAUCAAAACCACGGAUUUUUCGGGAAUGUCAGUAAAUGGCAAUGAAUCUCCCAAUGAUCCUUUUAACAUUUAUAGUGAUCCCUUUCAGAAUAAAGAAUACUUUCUCGAUGAUGAAGUAGGACCACGACCAAAGUUGAGACCUUCGUUAUCACGCAUUCCAACUGUGAUUACAGCAUUUAGUGAAUUGAACCAUCCAUUUCCGUUGUCGCCUGUUUCAAGGUCGGCGAACGUCGCGGGUGAUGUUGACAAAAACAAUAAGGACCGUAGUAUUAAAGAUGUUAGAAAUGUGUUUGAGAGUGUGUCGAGUAAUGAGUUAUCGCCUGAGAGUGCGAGCUCUGAAAUUUCCUUCAGGUCUACACCGUUGUCUAAUAACGAUAAUUUAUCAGCAACUGAUGAUAAUGCGGACAGUAAAUCAUUAGCGGAAGAAUUAUCAACAGUACUUUCGAUAUCUUCGGCUAUCGAGUCAACGGCAUUGCCCAUAUUUUCUACGUAUGAUAAUACCUUUGAAGAAUCGAGAAGAGGUAUUGUCCCAGAAUUUCGUGAUGACCUCGGUGUUAUGGAAAGAUCACAGUCACCAACGCAUUACAUUAGAAACGCCACACGACAAACUUCUUACCUAGAUCUCCGAGAAGUUGUGGCAGUGAGGAUGGUGGUAAAUUACAUUGAUGCCGUCUAA
Molecule: messenger RNA, 1938 nt
Organism: Acaulospora morrowiae
Lineage: Eukaryota; Fungi; Glomeromycota; Glomeromycetes; Diversisporales; Acaulosporaceae
Source: the annotation of a GenBank genome assembly